This is a messenger RNA of Diaporthe citri, 459 nucleotides long. RefSeq lists its product as uncharacterized. Gene Ontology annotation, molecular function: carboxy-lyase activity. Gene Ontology annotation, biological process: ferulate metabolic process; cinnamic acid catabolic process. Lineage: Eukaryota; Fungi; Ascomycota; Sordariomycetes; Diaporthales; Diaporthaceae. Gene Ontology annotation, cellular component: cytoplasm. The coding region runs from base 1 to 459 and encodes 152 amino acids. The transcript has a single exon. The record is from RefSeq and is a predicted model, not a curated record.
AUGGUCUGGAGUCAUUCCAAGUCCCACUGCCUCUGGUUCGCGAUGCAGGUGAAUUGGGCCAAGCUGCGGGCACUACGGACCAACGUGAAGGACUUCUGCGAGAGGGUUGGCAGGACCGUUUUUGCGUCCAAGCCGGGAUUCUAUAUCCCGAAGAUCUACCUGGUGGGCGAGGACAUUGACCCUACCAAUCUCAAUGAGGUGAUCUGGGCUGAAGCUACACGGUGUCAGCCACAAGUGAACGAAUUCUUCUUCGAUGCGUAUGGCAAUAUCCCUCUUAUUCCAUACGUCAGUCACGGGCUCAAAGAGACAAGAAACCACGUCAAGGCUGUUCGUUGCUGCAUGUUCCCCGCGGAAUUCACCGAGUCGAAUCUGAACUGGAAACAUGGCUCAUUCCGCGGGUCCUAUUCUCAAGAGAUCCAAGACAAGGUAGAUGGCCAAUGGGCUGAGUACGGCUUUUAG